ACAAGUGAAGGUAUUUUGUUUACGUCCGUUCUGACAAGUAGGUCAUGAUAGGAAUGCUGGAUAGCUAGUGAGCGAACUAUCAACAUAACUACGUAAUUAUAUUGUCGUAGGUAGUUAGUUGCUGAGCAGUUACAUUUGGGAAUAAGAAUACACUGAAGACUGACAAUACUGACGUGUGUACUGUAUUCGGUAUCGUUAGCUACAUUAACCUAGCACGAGAUAGGCUAACUUUAGAUAUACUAGCUAGUCUAGAUUAACUGUAGGCUUCAACUACUGUAGUUAGCCUAGUCUAACUGGCAGGGACUAAUUACUGUAUGGUUAGCACUAGCUUGAUAACGACCUAAGUCUAUAUAAAAUAAUACGGUGGCUUGCAGUUUUUCCUAGCUUAUGCUAUAAACACCUGGCAGACGCAUAGCUAGUCUAGUCCUCCUUACCCUGAACUGUCUUCAGCAAGGGCUGGCUUCACUUUUUACAAACUAGUACAGCUAGCUCUUGUUACAUACUCUAGCUAGUUGGCUAGUAAACCAGCAUUAAGCGAAGGAAUUGACUGUCACCUUCUAGCUGGCCUGUCUGGCAAGCAAGCAAAUUACUAGGUUACUGUAGACCAGGAUAUCUAGCUAGUUAUGGGAAAACAAAAUCAACGCGAUUAGUAGCAAGUUAGAACAUGAAUGUGAUCUUGACUAGGCUAGGUAUUGAACCUAUACAUUGAGAACACUCGUUAUACUCAUAAAACGUGAUUAUUUUUUUGUAAAAGAAAAAACAUGGAAUACAAUGUAAUUACGUAAAAUCCUGCAUAUUUUCUAGUAGUAUCUCGUAAUAGUUCUGGUCAGGACUACGGUGUAGUGAAUAGAAUGGAUCAGGUAACCUUUCAGGUUUUAACUUUGGUGUGACUCUUGCUUUACCACAGGUCAAAUUAUCUCACCACAAUGUCCAGGCGGAGCAGGAACAGUCGGGCGUGGCGUUAUGUCUGGAGUGGAAUACGCCGCGAUGCGGACGCCCGCGCGCUGGGGCUUGCCUCUGAGACCGAGGACUGGCGCUAUGAACGUUUACAGUACAGUGACUCUGACUCUGAAGCAGAUUUCCCGGCCGUGGUGGCGCCCCCACUCCCCAGUGCUGUGCCUGUCACAGGGGAGUCGUACUGCGGCUGUGACUCUCUGGCUGAGUCAGGCUACACCCCAUGCCCGAGAGGCUUCCACCGGGUCAGAGACUGCCACUGUGGAGAGGAUGACCAGGACUUCGACUGGGUGUGGGAUGACAGCAGUCGAUCUACAGCAACGUUGUUAAGCUGUGACAACCGCAAAGUGAACUUUCACACAGAGUACAGCUGUGGCACCGCUGCUAUCCGUGGGGCCAGAGAACUGGCUGAAGGGCAACACUUCUGGGAGAUCAAGAUGACGUCCCCAGUGUACGGCACAGACAUGAUGGUAGGCAUUGGGACGUCAGAUGUGAACCUGGACAAGUAUAGACAUUCGUUCUGUAGCCUCUUGGGGAAAGAUGAGGACAGUUGGGGUCUCUCCUACACUGGGUUGUUGCAUCACAAAGGAGAUAAGGUGAACUUCUCCUCCCGGUUUGGCCAGGGCUCCAUCAUCGGAGUACAUCUGGACACCUGGCAUGGCACCCUUACUUUCUUCAAAAACCGCAAGUGCAUAGGUGUUGCUGCCACAGAACUGCAAAACAAGAGGCUCUUCCCCAUGGCCUGUUCCACAGCAGCUAAGAGUAGCAUGAAGGUGAUCCGGUCCUGCUUCGCGCCUACCUCCCUGCAGUACUUGUGCUGCGCCCGCCUUCGCCAGCUCCUGCCAGACUGCACGGACACGCUCAGUGUGCUGCCCCUCCCGCCUGGGCUGAGACACCUGCUGCACACCAAGCUGGGAUGGGUGCUGAGCCUCAACGGCUGUGGCUCAGAGGAGGGAGCUGACGGCCCUGAGCGCCCCGCAGCCUCGCCCCCGGGCACCCCCGCAGCCUGCCGCUCGCUCUGUGACUCAAAGGGGUGCUGCUCCAACCCUGAGGCGUACCAGAGGAAACGAUGUCGGUGGACAUGAUUUGGACCUCCUGCCCUUUGAAAAACUCACGAUACGCAGUGUGUGCCUGCGUAUCCACAAACAGGAAACCACACUAGACAUAACGGUAGAAAAUGUGAAAAUAUGAGACGAUUGUUUCAGAACAUGGUUACUCUCUGAUAUAUGAAUGUGACACAAAGACAUAACCACGGCCAAAUAUCAGUGCACAUUGUUACAGUAUAUAUAUAUGCAGUUGGAAGGAGUCAGUGUUUCUCAGCUAAAUAAGAUCUAGUUUUCACAUUUCUAACUGUCCAGGAAAAGCUGAGUGCAGAGUGUAUAUAGUUUCCCAGAAUGCUUGUGAAGGAUUGUCUAAUCUUCUUGUUGAGACAGGUUGGUUUUGCUGGGUCUUUACUGGUUUCCUGGGUUUGAUGUAUGUGUUGCCUACUUCUUCUCUUUCUGUUAACCUAUUCCUAUCUAAAAGAUAUCAUGUGCAUUAUGUAAAUAGAUUUUAAUAUUA
Messenger RNA from Osmerus eperlanus (European smelt), 2514 nucleotides. It is a transcript of the gene spsb3a, whose product is annotated as splA/ryanodine receptor domain and SOCS box containing 3a. Gene Ontology annotation, cellular component: SCF ubiquitin ligase complex. Gene Ontology annotation, molecular function: protein binding. The transcript has 7 exons. The coding region runs from base 927 to 2039 and encodes 370 amino acids. Gene Ontology annotation, biological process: proteasome-mediated ubiquitin-dependent protein catabolic process. The record is from RefSeq and is a predicted model, not a curated record. NCBI's taxonomy places the organism in Eukaryota, Metazoa, Chordata, Actinopteri, Osmeriformes, Osmeridae.